GCCAAGAGCUGUCUACUGAAAGGGUUCACUUCUAGUCCUAGAGCUGAACAUUGUAGUAAAUGUUCUUCUAUUCCAAUUCCAAACAACUAGCCCCAAAUUAGAACCAACAGAUAGAGAGAAAGAAAGCCCACACACACAUUACACAUACUACUACUGUCUUUCUCUCUCCAGUUUUUGCGCUCUUUCCUUCCUCCUCAAAAUUUCAAGCUCCCUCUCUAACUUCCAUAUAUAUAUAUAUAUAUAUGCAAAUGGACGGUUUCCACUUCGAUAACUUGAAGGUGGAGAAGGCUAACGCCAUGCUAAGGUAUCGUCGCCUCCGAGAAAUUGCAAAAUUGUUUCGAUUCGUUGAGCUAUGCAUUGCUCUCGUUUUUCUCUCCUGGACUUCCGCUCGUCUUCCUUUCGCCGUCAGAAUCUCCGGCGAGUACUUCCGGCAGCUCAUUGCUAUCAUCGUUAGCCCUACUUUCAUCUUCGUACUCGGCAACAUGAUCGUCAUCACUCUCAUCGCCAAAUCCAGCCGAUUCUCCGCCAAAACUCCGAUCUCCGAACACUCGGAAACGGAUCUCUACGAUGAAUUCAUCAGAAACAGCGAGAAUCGCAUCAACUUCCGAUCAGAAAAUUUUACUCCGGUGACAGAACCAGAGGAGAUUGUGUACCAGGACAAACAGAUCAUAUGCGAGGCCAACACCGUAAUUACUCCAAACUCUGAUGCCAAUGGAUUAACAAAGGCCACUGAUACGAUUUCGGAAUCGAAAGCUUAUAGGAGGAGUCAGUCGGAGAACUUGAAGAGAGAGAAUUCGGAGAAGCCUUGCGGAAAAUUCCGGCGUUCGGAGACCGAGAAAUGCAGGAAGCUUGAGAGUUCCGGCGAGAUUCCGGCGGAGACGGUCGACAAACUGAGUAACGAGGAGUUUCAGCGCACGAUAGAAGAAUUCAUUGCUAAACAAGUGAGGUUCCGUCAAGAGGAAAAAAUGGCCAUUGUUCUUCACAACCAUUCCUGACUUCCAUUCAAAAAAAAAAAAAUUUAUUUAUGUAUUUUAAAUUUUCCCUUUUCUCUUUCGAAUUCUGCUCAGCACAUUGUACACUAGUAAUCUCAAGAUCUGGGCCGUUUAUCCAGUAUCAAUUGGUGAGAGAAUUUAAUCAGGAACGUCGGUAAGUUCUUGAAACAGGUGGAUAAAAGAUUCGGAAAUUUGUGUAAAAAGAUUGGUUUCGUAAUUGGUAGCAUAUUUUGAUACAUGUGUGCAUUAGGGUUGGGGGGAUAUGUUCCAUUUUUUUUUUUUUUUUCUUUAUUUUGUCUUUAUAGUGGAAGAAAAAGAUAUGGAAUGUAUGCCGAUAUAUAUAUGUGACGCAGACUAAUGACAUACAUGAAAACAAGCCUCCACUCUUUUAGUUUUAUUUAUUUAUUAUUAUUAUUUUUUUAUAUAAAAAAUUAGCCUUACUCUCUUUUGUUGCACCAUAAUUUCCAUUUCUCUUUAAUAUAUCCUUUUCAC
Molecule: messenger RNA, 1484 nt
Organism: Cornus florida
Lineage: Eukaryota; Viridiplantae; Streptophyta; Magnoliopsida; Cornales; Cornaceae
Exons: 1
Coding region: 243-995 (250 amino acids)
Source: RefSeq, a predicted model, not a curated record